Parathielavia appendiculata is the source of this 2189-nucleotide messenger RNA. Its product is annotated as general substrate transporter. The coding region runs from base 275 to 2002 and encodes 575 amino acids. Gene Ontology annotation, biological process: transmembrane transport; carbohydrate transport. NCBI's taxonomy places the organism in Eukaryota, Fungi, Ascomycota, Sordariomycetes, Sordariales, Chaetomiaceae. The transcript has 4 exons. Gene Ontology annotation, cellular component: plasma membrane. Gene Ontology annotation, molecular function: carbohydrate:proton symporter activity. The record is from RefSeq and is a predicted model, not a curated record.
CGCGACGAUGACCCAUUCGCAGCGCGGUGGCCGAAUCCUCGUCCAGAAUUGCCAGGAUCUCAUCCGGCUUGCCAUGGUUGCCGUAAUGGCUUCAGAAGCAGCAGCCGCUGUGACAUCAUUGGGGUGGAAGUGUCAGAUGGGCACGAAGAGAAAAAGCCCGUUAUAAGAUCCGCACAGAUGGGUUCAACGUCUGUUCCACUGUUCCCACCACGUGUCGGUCUCAGCAGUUGAACGGGCGAUCCAAGUUGUUGCAAGCUAAAAUCAAUCCGUCGGGAUGCUGGGAAGGAAAUCCCUCCGCAUCAAUGGCGCCGAUUGCGGCGCCGAGGCCAUCAUCCUCGGGGCUAUCACCGCGAUAGGGGGCUUCCUCUUUGGCUAUGAUACCGGCCAAAUCUCGGGCAUGCUGCUGUUUCGCGACUUCAAGAACCGGUUUGGCCAGGAAGAUACUCCCGAGGGAAGAGACUUCAUCCCCAUCAUUGAGUCGCUGGUCGUGUCUUUGAUGAGCAUUGGGACACUCGUCGGCGCCCUUACUGCCUCCUACACGGCCGACUGGUGGGGCCGUAGAAAGAGUCUCAGCUUUGGUGUUGUCGUUUUCAUUAUCGGUUGCAUCAUCCAGCUCACAGCCACGAGCUCCUGGGUGCACCUCAUGAUGGGCCGUUUCGUCGCGGGCCUGGGCAUCGGCAACCUGUCGGUGGGCGUGCCCAUGUUCCAGUCCGAGUCCUCGCCACGCGAGAUUCGCGGCGCCGUCGUGGCCUCGUACCAACUCCUCAUCACCAUAGGCAUCCUUGUCGCCAACUGCGUCAACUACGGCGUGCGCCAGAUCGAAGACUCGGCCGCAUCGUGGCGCAUCGUUGUCGGCCUGGGCAUCGCCUUCUCCCUGCCGCUGGGGCUGGGCAUUCUGCUGGUGCCCGAGUCCCCGCGCUGGCUGGCGGCGCGGUCGCGGUGGGACGCCGCACGCACGUCCAUGGCACGGCUGCGCGGCAUGAAGAACAACCCGCACAACGACCUCGUCGAGGACGACAUGCGCGAGAUGCGCGAGAUCCUCGAGAAGGAGCGCGACGUUGGUCUCGGCACCUGGGCUGAGUGCUUCAUCCCGCGGCCCAACGGCGUGCCCAAGCAGGUUUACCGCACCGCGCUAGGCAUCUCGAUCCACUUCCUGCAGCAGUGGACGGGCGUCAACUACUUCUUCUACUACGGCGCCACCAUUUUCGAGUCGGCCGGCAUCGACGACCCGAUCCGCACGCAGCUGAUCCUGGGCGCCAUCAACGUGGGCUCGACCUUUGUCGGCCUGUACGUGGUCGAGCGCUUUGGCCGGCGCAUCCCGCUGCUGGUUGGCGCGCUCUGGCAGGCCGCCUGGCUGGCCGUCUUCUCGUCGAUGGGCACCGCCCUGAACCCUGAGGACAAUCAGACGUCGGGUAUCGUCAUGAUCGUGUCGGCAGCCAUGUUCAUCGCCUCCUUCGCCAUCACCUGGGGCCCCAUCUGCUGGGUCGUCAUCGGAGAGACCUUUCCCCUGCGCACGCGCGCGAAGCAAGCCUCGUUAGCAACGGCAGGCAACUGGUUAGGCAACUUCCUAAUCUCCUUUCUAACCCCCCUCGCCACGGCCGGAAUCUCCUACGCCUACGGCUUCGUCUUCGUCGCAACCAACCUCGUCGCCUUUGUCAUAGUCUACUUCUUCCUCUACGAAUCCCGCGCCCUCUCCCUCGAGAACGUCGACGCCAUGUACUCCCAACCUCAACUCAAACCCCGGACGUCCGCCAAGUGGGUGCCCGAGGGUUACCUCACGCGCCUGCAGCGCGACGAGGCCUACUACUCUCAGCGCCGCCAUUACCAUGCCUACUCAGGAGGAGGAAAUGGUGAUGAUCUGUUGGACGAUCGGACGACGGCCGUGCCGAGCGGACGGCCCAGCAGGGCUACGGCUGUCGAUGGCGAGCUGGAGAAAAAGGACAGCGGCAAUGGGCUUGUUGGGCGCGAGAGUCGUGAGGAGAGGGUGGAUCGGGCUGUGUAAUGCACAGGAAGGCUAUGUAAGACUAAGAGGUACGGAUUGGUUGGAUACUAAUGGCAAGUGUACAUGUACAAUACAUUAUGGGAAAAGUAGGGGUCCCACGCUAUGAGUUAUGAGGAAGCGGAUGCGUGGAGUUCAGGACGGGCUUUGGUGUACAUUACAUCUCUGGGCUGUAUCAAAUUUUCUUCAC